Molecule: messenger RNA, 1389 nt
Organism: Truncatella angustata
Lineage: Eukaryota; Fungi; Ascomycota; Sordariomycetes; Amphisphaeriales; Sporocadaceae
Exons: 1
Coding region: 1-1389 (462 amino acids)
Source: RefSeq, a predicted model, not a curated record
AUGGCACAGCCGAAGACUAUGCCGACACCGCUUGAUCCGUCGGAGUUCCCCCUCAUGACAGGCGCCCGACUGCAAAUGUGGGAGGCCCUCGAGCAGAACGACAACUACUACGAGCUGCUGCUCGCGAUCAACCAGCACGCAACUGUCCUGGAGGACAGCUCGAGGUUCAUAAGCGGCACCAGGCCCGCCGGUCGCAUCAUCAGGCGCGACCGAAGCUGCCGUCGUCGCAUGGCGAUCCUGCUGUGCAGCAUCCCCAGGACGCUCGUGGGGAGCGUCAUCCGAGGCACGGUCGCCUACGACUUUUUGGCCUCCAACGAGCCAUCGCCGGAGCAUUAUUCCGACACAGGUGCCGGCACAUAUGUGGCCGGCAUCGCCGUCCGAGGUCGCGGUGGGAUGUUCCUCAACAUCGAGGAGAUCGAGAAGAUCGUCGAGCUGCUCCUCCGGUACUGCCAGUGCUACGACAGAUACAAAGCCCACGGCGGGUCCCCCGUUUCGGCGAGUGACAAGGUCGAUCAUGCCUGGGCCCGCACGGUCGACCACGCAUGGGGCAGAAGACCCAGCAAGGAGCCGGAAAAGACACGCUUCAUCAAGUCCGACCAUGGCUACAGCUCCACCAAAUGCCUCAUCAAGAGCUUCAAAUCCCGGUGCGACCCGCACCGCAAGGACAAGAGGUCUGCGUAUAUAUACCAGAAGCAGAGCCCCCUGAUGGUGGGAUGCUCCAACGGCCUCUCCGAGAGGAUGCCCGAGCACGACCCGGAGAGCUCCAGUCGUCUGGGCUCCACCACGCCCACAUGGGCGCUGCUGCUCUGCCUUAUCAAGGUCGGGCUCAACCUCGUCCCAGAGGUCGUCGUGGUCCCCAUGAUACAUAUCUGGGAGCCCGACGACCUGCCUGCCUCGGAGGUCUUGGGAUCGGCCCUCGCCAGCUCGUACUGCUUCCAGGACGGGUUCAAUAUCAUCGCUGGUGGUGGUCAGCAGUUCACCAAGGACGCAGACGAUCCUUGUCUGUCGGCUUCCAAGAAGGAAGUUUGCCACACCAACAGUUUCCUCCUGGACAACUGCGCCGCCGUCGUCCGGGAGCUCAAUCGCAGGGCUCAGUACGUCGCCGAUGCUCGCACCGUCGCCAAGUUCCCUGAACAGGAAGUCUUCGUCAACCCCAUGCACGAGCUAUCCCUUGAGGCCCAGAAGCUCAAGCUGGACAUGUAUAAGCUGUCUGACAAGUGUCGACAGGCGGGCGAGCUCAGAUCGGAGCUCGAACGCAUCGUCGAUCACGAGUAUGAGGCGGUGGAGAUACUGGGAACCACCAAGAAAGUUCUUGAUCUGCUAUUGGGCAGAGAUGAUGAACCCGACGUCGACGACGAAGAGCCGAUCGUGGAACAGAUAGCAAUAUGA